Molecule: messenger RNA, 1537 nt
Organism: Megalopta genalis
Lineage: Eukaryota; Metazoa; Arthropoda; Insecta; Hymenoptera; Halictidae
Gene: Ccs
Product: copper chaperone for superoxide dismutase
Biological process (GO): superoxide metabolic process
Molecular function (GO): copper ion binding
Source: RefSeq, a predicted model, not a curated record
AUUAUACGUGAUUAUAUGUAUGACAUACAUACAUAUGUACAUGCAUAGGGAUAUAUAUGAGUUUAAAAAUUUCAAAGAUUUCCUAAUGCCAAGCUUUUUUUACGGUUAAAGGUGUUUUACAUUGAAUUGAAUGUUUGUACUGACAGAAAAAUCUUCAAAACAGAAGGAGAGACAGAUUACACGUUUCAUACAUAUGUACAUAUGUCAAGGCAUUUGUGCAUACAUUUUUGUAAUUUGAAACAGAGUUGUAUUUAAAAUUCAAAUAUUUAUUAAAACCGUUACAAUAAGUAGUUAUUAACGCAGGAUAUUAAUUUAAUAAACGAUACGGCACCACUAAGAGAGAAAUUCUACUGUACUUUCUAAAACUUGUUUAUUUUGAAACAUUCAUCGCAGUGCCGAAAACUUUCUGCUACCUUAUCAUACAAAACAUAACCUUAAAGCAAACAUAACCAAUCAAACAUCAUCUGUCGCUAGAGAAAUCACCUAAUUAUUCUCCGUCAAGAAAUAAUUUUAUAGGAUAUCAAAAAUGAUAUCGGCAAAGAUUGAAUUUGCGGUGAACAUGACUUGUCAAAAAUGCGUCGAAGCGGUAGAAAAAAGUUUAGCCGAUGUAAAAGGAAUUGAAAAUAUCGAUAUAUCGUUGGAAAAAGGGAAUGUUAUUGUUCAGACAAAUUUACCGUAUUCGAUAAUACAAGAAAAAAUUGAACAGUCUGGAAGAAAAGCUAUUUUGAAGGGAUAUGGAAAUUCUCUUAGUGCAGUGGCAAUGUUAGGAGGAAAUUCAGGGUAUAGCGUGAGUAACAAGAUAAUGGGAGUCAUAAGAUUUGCACAGAUUCCUGACGGUUGUAUUAUAGAUGGGACAGUUGAUGGCUUAAAGCCAGGAGAGCACGGUAUACAUAUACAUGAAUGUGGUGAUAUUUCAAAUGGCUGUGACAGUAUUGGAGAACAUUUUAAUCCAAAUAAUACAGUACAUGGGGGACCUGAAGAUGAUGUUCAUAAACGGCAUAUAGGAGAUCUUGGUAAUAUAACAGCAAAUGAGGUUGGUAGAGCCACAUUUAGGAAAUUAGACACACUAAUCAAAAUACCUGAUAUUAUUGGAAGAUCCCUAGUUAUAACAGAAAAUCCAGAUGAUCUAGGAAAGGGAAGUGUCCCAGAUUCUAAAAUAAAUGGAAACAGUGGAAAUAGAUUGGCUUGUGGUGUUAUUGCUCGUUCAUCUGGCUUGUUUCAAAAUGCGAAAAAGAUCUGUGCUUGUGAUGGACUUACACUGUGGGAUGAAAGAGAUAAAGCACGCUUAGAAAAACAGGAAUCUAGUAAUAAUAUUGGAGCAAGUAAUGCUUGUACAGUAUCUUAAUGUAUUAAUAUUGGAUAGGGAAAAAACAGAAAUAGUGGUCCAUAUAAAUUCAUGUAGUAUUUUCAUUGCAUGUGUUCUACAAAUGCAAAUUAGUAAUGUUAAAAAGUAGUAACACUACUUACUUAUAAACUGCACUUUACAUAUAAUGUAUUAUACAAAAAAUUAGAAAAAUAAUGACUUUUUAAUAGAAAA